Messenger RNA from Camelina sativa (false flax), 1751 nucleotides. RefSeq names its product F-box/FBD/LRR-repeat protein At3g14710-like. NCBI's taxonomy places the organism in Eukaryota, Viridiplantae, Streptophyta, Magnoliopsida, Brassicales, Brassicaceae. The record is from RefSeq and is a predicted model, not a curated record. Gene Ontology annotation, molecular function: protein binding.
UCGAGAAAAAAUCUUCAAGUCAGCCCACCGAAACUGCCUUUGUCAAUUUGGGCUUCUUGGUCAAUCCUUAGCUAGUUAGUUAGGGAUCAACCUCGUUUGCUGUUCCGAAAUCGAUCGGUGAAUUUCAUGUGAUUUGAAGUUGGAAUCUGGAGAUUGUCUUCUUUGUGAUCGUCCAUUCUCAAUACAGACCUACUAACCAUAAAAGGGAAAACGAAUUUCAAUGCAUCCCGAGACAAAACAAGCGUGUUUAGUGACGGUUCCAUCUUCCAAGAAGGCUCGCCUAUGCAGUGAUCAGAACUUUGAAGAUAAAUUCAGCAGCUUGCAUGAGAGUAUUGUUAGCAGAAUUCUAAGCCAUCUUCUAACUGUUGAAGCUGUUAGUACUUCUGUGUUGUCAAAGUCAUGGAGGAACAUGUGGACAAGCAUCACAGAGUUACAGUUUGAUGAUAAAAUUCACAGGGAUCCGAGUGAUUCUCGAUUUACUGACUUUGUUGAUCGUGUGAUUGGAAACAUCGGAAGUCAUCCUAUUAACAGUUUCCAUCUACGUUCUGUUAAUUCUUACGAUGAGGCUCUUCUCAUCUCGUGGUUGUCUGAGGUUCUAAAGCGCAACCUUCAGAGACUUGUUAUCACUUGCCACGAACUUGACAGCGUAAACUUUUCACCACUCUUUCCUAGUUUUGGUUCUCUUGUAGAGUUAAGGCUUCGUACAAAGAGCAUUCUUGACAUUUCGGCUCCAGCUCUUCUCCCUAAACUUAAGUUCCUUAGUCUCGAGGAUGCUAGAAUCUUCAACUUGUCUUCCGUCUCAACGAACCUCGUUCUGAACUUCCCUGUCUUGGAAACUUUUGAAGCCUCUUAUAGCCGCUGCUUUAGAACUGAUACUGUGAUCCUAGAUUCUCCAUUGCUCAGGAUCUUUGAGAUGUUCAAGUGUACCUCUGUACACGUACCAAAUGCUUCUCAAGUGUGUAAGAUCAGGGUGUUAGCUUCAAACCUUGAGAAAAUCACAUUCUCCGGGAACGAUUCCCGAAAGAUUCGUCUUUCUUUUCCACCGUCUUUACCUGAAGCUUAUCUUGCCCUCAGCAGAUCACAUUGGUCCAAGAAGUUUCUAAGUAGCUUCACGUGUGUGAGGAGUUUGGGGAUCGAGCUUAGCAAGGAUUUUCAUGUGAUCAAAGUACCCAAAUUCAGACAGUUGGUUUACCUGCAUUUGAUAUACGACAUGACACGAUAUUUUAUAUUAACACAGUUCCUCGAAGCCGCACCAAUACUCGAAAUGCUCAGCAUCCGCGACCUGACAUCUCCCCGUUCAUCCCCUACUGAAAAGUUCUUGAAGGAACUACGUUCAGAAGAAUCUCCGGACUGCAUUCGAACAAUGCUCAAGGUCCUGCAAAUCAGGAAUUUUAAGCCAAACAGGCUGCAGACAUCAGUGUUGAGGUGCGUGAUGGAGAACGCUGGGAUUCUUGGAUCAGUCAUCCUUUCCUCGCCCAAUCCGAUCACAGAAGAAGCUAAAGCACAGAUCUUGUCUUAUCCUAAAGCCUCACCUCAUGCCUCUGUCUUCUUCGAAUGACCAAAAUUUAACCUUUUGGAAUUCGCAGUUCCUUGUGGGUUACGGCAAAGUUAUGUGAUCUUUAUUUCGAUUCUCACUUAAACUUUAGAAAUUAUGUUCUCUGUGGAUUCUCUGAUUGAAAGAAAAGAAUAUGUCUUUUGGACAAGGUUUAAAGACAGAAACAAGUGUUGAUGUGCCCUUAACCACAUGCCAC